Molecule: messenger RNA, 6783 nt
Organism: Salvelinus sp. IW2-2015
Lineage: Eukaryota; Metazoa; Chordata; Actinopteri; Salmoniformes; Salmonidae
Product: calmin
Biological process (GO): nuclear migration
Cellular component (GO): cytoplasm; nuclear outer membrane; meiotic nuclear membrane microtubule tethering complex
Molecular function (GO): actin filament binding
Source: RefSeq, a predicted model, not a curated record
UGUAAGCUACAACAGCCCACCUCGAAAAUAUUAUCCAGCUGCUGUUAUUUCCCUUCCUCUUUCGUUGUAGUUUGGUCACCGGUGUCAUUUUCCGCGUCCUCGCUUUGCGCCGUAGUGCUAGGUGGGUGCUUUCUACGUCACCAGGGGGAAACUCAACGAAAACAAUGAUCCUUGGCCAGAAACCGUAUCUACGGAAUAGCAUUAGAGUAGAUUAGACCUCCUCUAUGCUAUAGCCUACCCCACUCAUGGCUCAGCGUCCGGCGACCGCCACAAUAGCCAGCUAGACAAGGGUAGGAAGAAAGGGGGUAAAUAGGGUUGCCAUCUCAAUCGCCUCCAGAUCACACGGGACUGGAUGUAGUUUAGUCUGUUGUUUUAUAUCGAAGUCCAGACUGCAACUUUCCCCAGGGUACCGUCCUGAUGGCUGGACACGAGUGGGAGUAUAAGGACUGGUUCGAACGGGAGGAAUUUAUCGGACAGAUCAGCGACAUCCGAGUGCAGAAUCUUCAAGUUGAAAGAGAGGUCGUUCAGAAGAGGACGUUCACACGAUGGAUGAAUCUGCAUUUAGAGAAGUGCACUCCCCCGAUGGAGGUAAACGACCUGUUCAGAGAUAUCCAGGAUGGAAGAAUACUCAUGGCCUUGCUGGAGGAACUGUCCGGAUGCAAGCUGCUUCAUGGAUGGAAACAGUCCUCACAUCGUAUCUUCAGACUGAACAACAUCGCAAAGGUCCUCACCUUCCUAGAGGAAAGAAAUGUGAAGCUGGUCAGUAUUGACGCUGCAGAUGUCGCCGAUGGCAACUCUUCCAUCGUUCUCGGACUCAUCUGGAAUAUUAUCCUGUUUUUCCAGAUCAAGGAGCUGACAGGGAACAUUAAGAGCCAGUUCCCCUCGUCCUCCAGCCUCUCCUCGCUCCCCACCAGCUCCGACUCUGACACCUCCCACUCCAGCACGCCCUCCGAUGAGAGGCCACGCUCCAUCGCCAUGAGGGAUCAUGGGAAAGCCAUCAAGACGCUCCUGCAGUGGGUCCAGAGACGCACCAGGAAGUAUGGUGUGGCGGUGCAGGACUUUGGGAAGAGCUGGACCAGUGGGCUGGCCUUCCUGGCCGUCAUUAAGUCUAUUGACCCCAGCCUGGUGGACAUGAGGAGAGCUCUGCUGAGGACAGCCAGGGAGAACCUAGAGGAUGCCUUCAGGACAGCCCACUACAGCCUGGGCAUACCCAGACUACUGGAACCAGAGGACGUGACCAUUAACCCUCCAGAUGAGCAGUCCAUCAUGACCUACGUGUCCCAGUUCCUGGAGCACUUCCCUGGGAUGGAAGAGCCCCAGGAGAAUGUAUCUGAUGUGAUACAGAGGAGUGUGUCGUCAGGUAGACUCAGCUGUCGUGUCAACGACUCCUCCCACGACCUGAGGAAUGGCGUUCACCGGAGUCGGGACCGAGAGAGGCCCUUUGUGGUCCGGAGAGACUUAGUCCAGCACCCGCCCAAAAUCUUAAUCUCCUCUGUCUCCGAGGAGCUCAAGUCCCCCACAUCACCGCCCGUGGUGGAGCGCUCCCCGGUCAACGAAGGCUCGUCGGUAGGGACCACCCCCAGCCCUGUCUUCACCGUCUCCACCUCCAGCUCUCCGCAGCCCUCGUUUGUCAACUCGGUCAUCGGCUCUGUGUCCUGUGACUCCCUGAUCAGUGACUCUGUGAUCGGUUCGCCAGACUCCUGUUGGGAGCGCCUGCCGAGCGAGGCAGUGACGCCAGAUAGGUCUGUGGGGAGCCGUAGCGAUGGGUCGCUAUGUGACAGCGGGGUAUCCUGGGACAUCCCUCCCUCCACACGCCAUGGGGUCACACCUGAUCUGGAGGAUCCGUUGCCGUCGGUUAUGGGGCCAAAGGCAGGAAAGCCUCAGGACGAGGAACAGGAAGUGAUGCCGGAGCUGUUAAUCGACGAGGGGAACUACUCUUUUAGCUCAGUGGAGAGCACACAGUACAGGGAUAAUACACAACUAGAAGAGGAUGGAGAGGGACGGAAGAAGAAAGAGAAGGAAGACGAGGAGGAGGCGUAUACUUACAUUCUGGAACUGGGUGAGGACAAGGCAGCCAAGCAGGAGCCUGAUCAAAGAGAAGGAAAGAACAUAACAGAGAGAACAGAAAGUGACUCAGAAGGAAUAGACACAACUACACGUCAGAGUAAUGGCGUCAACAAGGAGCAGGGGCGGCCAUCUUUAGAGUUCUCUGACAAGCCUCAGCAUACUGCCUCUGACCAGAACAGGGAGAGUGUGUGUGAGGGUGAGAGUGUGUGUGUGGGUGAGAGUGUGUGUGUGGGUGAGAUAGGUGGAGCUGUGUAUUCUCCUCAACACAAGGAUAUCAGCCGUUCACAGCAGGAGACCCCUGACCUGCAUGAAAAGCCAAAUCAGCAGGACGGUGUCCUGGAGAGGACAGACAGAGCAUCAGAAUGUGCCAAGAAGGAAACAGUGGAACCAUCUACAGAUUCCAGGAAGGCUGGAAACCCAGAGGAAGGGUUCGCUACGGAACGUUCUGAUAAAGCAGAGGGUCAAAGUGAUGUGACUGACAGAGGGGUGACGGAACACAGACCGACUACGUCACUGUCAGAGAGGGACAGAAAUGGGGAGCGGUCCCAGGAGGAGUCAGAGGAAAGGCACAAGCAGGUCACAGAAGAGUCAGAAACACAAAAGAAUAUGAAGGACGUUCUGAACGGCCAUAUAGAGUCGCAGGAGAACACUACGACGCAGGCGGAUGAGGUCACAGAGCAGUCACAACUGUAUAUGGAGAUGGACCAGAGUCAGACCAUCCAGGGGGGAUCCUCAGAACCAGAAGAGGAGAGCCAUACUGGGAAAAAGGACCCUGAAUCUCUGUCUUGCACAGACAAUCGGCAGAGCUCCACACUCCCAGCAGAGGACAGAGAGGAUAGGACCCAGAGCCCAGAGAGAGAGGCAGAGGUUGGGGAUGAAGACCCAGACCUGCGUGGGCCCCCUGAAGGUGGCUUGGUUGAAAAGCGUGAGACAGCCCCUUGUGGUGGAGAUGCUAAAGUGAAUGUUGUAGUUCCUGAGAAGAAGAGAGGGGCAGAAAAUGGCCAUGACAGGGUGGAUGCUACUGGGUCUGGGGCCACAGACAACAGAGAGACAGUAGUGGAGGUCCCCCAUCAGGGCACGCCAGUGUCCAUUAUCCCCUUGGACAUGGUGUACUACCCCCACUAUGAUGUCCCCAUCUCCCAUGUCACUGAGGCCUUCCCUGGACUGGUCCUCACUGGGCCGGUUCCUCGCUCUCCUCCCUCAGACACACACACCAAGAACCAGUCUUUAUCCCUACCGCCUGGUCAAGAGAGAGACAUAGAAAAGGAUGCAGAGGAUCAUACUGAGGGCAGUCAUAGUGAGACAGAGGCCUCUACUGUUGAAGAGACAGGGGACAAAAUGGCAGACACAGAAAAGAGUCAAACCAAGAGUGUCAAUGUGGCCUAUUCAGACAGUGAGAGGAGCAGUGCAAUGGAGAAGCCUGAAAGUGAACCAAUGGACUUGUUCCAAGCUGACAUGAGUGGGGCCCUUGAUCAGACAAUGACAUUGAGUGAGACUCUGGAGCCCAUGGACCUGUUCUACCCGGAUACAGAUGACUGUGGUCCUGUAGAGGAACCAGAGAAGGACGUGGAGACAUCGCCGUGGUCCUCUUCCUUCAGCAAGUCAGUAGAGACCUGGCCCUCAACCUUCAGUGUUGCAGCGCUACAACCAGCACCGUCCUCAGAACCAGAACCAGAGACACACACAGGCUCGCACACACAUAGCCAGACAGAGACACAUACAGAGACACACGCACACAGCAGUCCAGACUCACACAUGAAAAGCCAACUGGAUCAAGAAGAUCUCAGAGAGGCAACAAUGCAGAAGCAGGAUAAGGAGGUUGAAGUGAGAGGGGGCUCCAGGCUAUCGGGCCCACAGGAAUGGUGCUCCGUGCUGGGUGAGCAGACGGAGGGAGAUGGGGGUGUGGUGGAGACCCACCGUGGAGCUGCUGAGAGCAGUGAUCUCACCAGGACUGAUGAGGAGAAGCCUGCCUCUGCUGCCAGAGAAAACAAUGAGACCAUGAGGAGGGAAGGUGACAGUGAUGGAACCACAGAUGAACAGUGUUCUAUGUGUUCCACACCACUCCACCAGAGGAAGGUGGUUGGCUCUAAUGAGAAGGACAAUCAGAAGAAUGGAGCAGCCAGCCGAACUCACAGUACCAAGUCUGACACCAGCUGGAGGGAGAUGAGACUCUACUUCGUUGACAGAGUACUACAUUCUCCUACUGCUGUGGCUGCUCCUCUACUGCCUGUUGGUGUUGCCACAGAUCGACUACAGGAACCUGCCAAGCCUUCUGCUCAACCUGGGAAAAUGAAUACACACACAUACUGCGACACAUGUACAUACUGAUACACACAUCACAAACAUGUCACACACACACGACACAUACACACGCACACAACACUUUUUUUUUUAUUCCAGAAUAAUUUAUAAAGCUGUUUAGAUAUUCUGCUCAUUGUCUUGCAUUGAUGUGGCUUGCAUUGAUAUGCUUAAAAUUGUAAAGACAAACCUAUAACUUUGUAUGUUUUUCUGAGUUUAUUGAUGUACAAAGAAAGAAGCACUCUGAGGGCUAUUUAAUCCGUAGCGCUGAAGAGCUGCUUUAUAGCGCGAUUGACAGUUAAAGUCAAUGUUCCCGCGGUCGCGGAGACUGCAUUCACGGUAAAUGCUGCAUAUGUCGGUUCAAUCGGAAAUUACCUUUACAUUUUUACGCGGAUCUUCAGCGAUACUUUGGCGCUACGGAUUGAAUCCAGCCCUAAGAAUGUAGGAUUGUACGGUGCACAAUUAUAUAUUGUUUGUUGUUGUAGGUAUACAGUUCAGGAAGCUUUGCAGUUGCCCAUUUACAUAAAUGGCAAUUUGGUGAGUGGAAUAACAGGUAUGUUUCAGAAACAUCCCUGAUGUCCUUUUUGAUUUUACAUGGAAUUUGAUAAGAGAAAGUGUGGCCAAUGAGUUAUGCAGAAAUAUUUACACAUUUAAGAUGAUGCACAACCUCCAUUGAGCGAUUAACUUAUUAAGGUCCUGCAUUCUCUUGAAGGGACUUGUCUUACAAGCUCAGUGGAUUCUGCAGAGGCUUGGGAGUGUGUCAGUUGCACUUUUGAACCAGAGUAUGUGAACUGCCAAAGAUACAGUGUUUGGAAUGCUGGAUAGAAAAUACAAAACUAAUUCACCAUCAGCAAAUUAUGAAAUAUAAGUUUAACACAGUUGAAAUAGUUUUGAAGUGACAAUAUUGAUUUACUAAUAAUGUUGGUUUUAUUUUAAUAAUAUUUUAAGAAUGCUGGAGUAAAUGUCUAUGGAUCAGUUGAAAAUACAGUAUAUGAAUGGAUUUUUAAAGUGUGAUUAUUAAUUUCUUUAUUAAAUGCUAUGUUUGUAUGCCUGUGGGUUGUUUUUUAAACUGCUGUUAUUGAUUCAGCCGUGCUUGAACUUGUUAGAGCCCUUCAAUAAAAAGAGAAUGCUUUAUGAUUAAAUGUUUAUUUAUAAAAUACCAUUUUUUAACAACAUCUGUAAUUAAGUACAGUACUAUCAUCAUUUUAUGUUGUUGCAUUUUUUAUAAUUUUAAUCGGCUUAGUUUACAGCCACCUAAAUCUUCGAUAUAAUUCCCCUAACAACAAGCACAGAAUUCCUACACAUGGAUAAACCAAACUGGAUUUAUAAAGUGUGUGUAGUUAUGUGCAAAAGCCAUACUUUACAUGACUUCAUGUCCAGCAGCUGUCCAUAUGAAUUCUGUUUAAAUAGAUUGCCUAUACAGACACUGCAUAUGUUAAUGAGAUCUAUAUCUGCAUGAUUAUGCCCAAGGGACACAAUACAUACUGCCUAUCUAAUUGUGAAUGAAGUGACCUAGUACGGCCUCAGAGAGGUCAUCUUGCUUUUGUAUUGGAACCCAUUCUGUUCAAAAGCACCAGUCAAUUGCAACGGGUCGUUCCACGAAAAGUGUGCCUUUGGCUUCCCUUUGAUAUUUUAAGUAGAAAUUGUGCACCAAUAUUGCAUUUUAAAAGCCUGUUAUGUUAAAUGAAGUGCAGCAUUUUGGCAUGUCAUUCCAUGAGCCCUCUAACUUCUAGGGAAGAUUUUAACCCACUUAACCCCAACAUUUCUCCAAGUUUUCACCAUCAUUGUAAAGCCCUAGUUAUUUAGUUUCUUUGACCAAGUCCUUUCUGAAGAUGAUUAUUUAGUUCAUGUGAUUAGUAAUUCAUUUACGUCUGUCCCUCAUUUGAAGGUCAACCCUGUUACGUGAACUGAACUCUCAUUUUAAUAUGGUGAAACUAUUCAUAAGAAUAAAAUAAAAAUCUAAAGAAACAUUAAACACCUAAUAGUGAAAUCAUAGUGUAAAAGCAGAGGAGCUAGUUCUACUCUUUCUGGCCAGUUUCUGUUGUGUUGUGGUGGAAAAAUGAGCGGGUUGAGCAUGAAACGUCAACCCUGUUACCCAUAGAUAGGCAGGCUAGAAAUGUUUUAAGAAUUAAACAUGUUUUUGUGAUGCUUGCAUUCAAUUGUCACUCCCUGUAGCUUCUAUUCUCCCUGUCACAGGGAGAUGUAUCGUCAACCCUGUUACUUUAUUUGGCACUUAAUAGGCACUUACUAUAGUCGUUUUUUUUAUUCAACCUCUUGAGAUAGGAACACUUUUUUUAUGAAGCUCUUUAUGACAAGAAUGUUCAAAUGAGGUGAAAUCUAAAGUUACUUUUUGAGGAACUUACACUUCUCAAAUGGCACUGAAUUGGUGGAAUGACCCAAUAAAUUACAUGUUUUGCC